Molecule: messenger RNA, 2532 nt
Organism: Coccomyxa subellipsoidea C-169
Lineage: Eukaryota; Viridiplantae; Chlorophyta; Trebouxiophyceae; Coccomyxaceae
Product: vacuolar ATP synthase, subunit A
Exons: 13
Coding region: 148-2004 (618 amino acids)
Biological process (GO): proton transmembrane transport; ATP metabolic process
Cellular component (GO): plant-type vacuole; proton-transporting V-type ATPase, V1 domain
Molecular function (GO): ATP binding; ATP hydrolysis activity; proton-transporting ATPase activity, rotational mechanism
Source: RefSeq, a predicted model, not a curated record
AAAAAUCCUUCAAAUGAUUGACGUUCUGAUCGUGCAAUCCUGCGGCUUCUGAGGACAGCAGAAGGACGAAAGCCAUCAACAAAGAAUAGGGCUUCCUUGCUGGUUGGUCAGUUGAUAAGCCCCAGCGUUGAUAGACGCGGAUACAAGAUGGGGAACGACUAUGAAAUGUCCGAGCUCUCGCAAGGAUACAUCCGGAAAGUGUCCGGCCCUGUCGUCAUUGCCGACAACAUGGGAGGAGCAGCUAUGUAUGAGCUCAUCCGUGUGGGAAAGGAACGCCUGAUCGGAGAGAUCAUUCGGCUCGAGAACGACAGUGCCACUAUCCAGGUGUACGAGGACACAGCAGGCCUGACAGUGGGAGAUGGCGUGGAGCGCACAGGCAAGCCUCUGUCUGUGGAGCUGGGACCUGGCCUUCUGACCACCAUUUUUGAUGGCAUCCAGCGGCCCCUCAAGGCCAUUGCCAUCAACUCCGGAGAUGUGUUCAUCCCCAGGGGAGUGGAUGUGCCUGCGCUGGACCGGAAGAAGGGCUAUGAGUUUGCCCCCGGCAAGAUCAAGGUGGGCGAUCGGCUGACGAGCGGGGACAUCUAUGCGAACGUGCACGAGAACUCGCUACUGGACCACAGGAUCAUGGUGCCUCCUGGUGCCAGAGGGAACGUCACAUACAUCGCGCCAGCCGGCGAGUACACCAUCACUGACAAGGUGCUGGAGCUGGAGUUUGGCGGCGUCAAGAAGGAGUACACCAUGCUUCAGACGUGGCCGGUGCGGUCGCCGCGGCCGGUCGCCCAGAAGCUGCUGGCCAAUACGCCCCUGCUCACAGGGCAGCGUGUGCUCGACGCCCUCUUCCCCUCCGUGCUCGGAGGCACAUGCGCGAUCCCAGGGGCGUUCGGCUGCGGCAAGACGGUGAUCAGCCAGGCGCUGAGCAAGUACAGCAACUCAGAUGGCAUCAUCUACGUCGGCUGCGGCGAGCGCGGCAACGAGAUGGCGGAGGUCCUCAUGGACUUCCCUCAGCUCACCAUGACCACGCCCGACGGCCGCGAGGAGUCCAUCAUGAAACGCACCACCCUGGUGGCCAACACGUCGAACAUGCCGGUGGCUGCGCGUGAGGCGUCCAUCUACACGGGCAUCACCCUGGCCGAGUACUGGCGCGACCAGGGCUACAACUUCUCCAUGAUGGCCGACUCCACCUCGCGGUGGGCCGAGGCGCUGCGCGAGAUUUCUGGGCGGCUGGCGGAGAUGCCUGCGGACAGCGGCUACCCGGCGUACUUGGGCGCGCGGCUGGCAUCUUUCUACGAGCGCGCCGGCCGCGUCGUGUGCCUGGGCGGCCCCAAGCGCGAGGGCUCCGUCACCAUCGUCGGCGCAGUGUCGCCCCCCGGUGGCGACUUCUCUGACCCGGUCACCUCCGCCACGCUCGGCAUCGUGCAGGUGUUCUGGGGCCUGGAUAAGAAGCUGGCGCAGCGCAAGCAUUUCCCCUCGGUCAACUGGCUCAUCUCCUACUCCAAGUACACCAAGUCGCUGGAGCCCUUCUACGACAAGUUCGACCCGGACUUUGUCAACAUCCGCAAGAUUGUGCGCGAGGUGCUGCAGAAGGAGGACGACCUCAACGAGAUCGUGCAGCUCGUCGGCAAGGACUCGCUGGCUGAGAAUGACAAGAUCGUGCUGGAAACGGCUCGGUUCCUCAAGGACGACUUCCUGCAGCAGAACUCCUUCACCAAGUAUGACAAGUACUGCCCCUUCUACAAGUCAGUGGGCAUGCUGCGCAACAUAACGACGUUCCACACGCUGGCGACGGCGGCCGUGGAGCGCACGGCAGGCGCGGCGGCCAGCGGCGAGGGGCAGAAGAUCACCUACAACGUCAUCAAGUCCCGCCUGGCCGACCUGCUCUACAAGAUCACCAGCCAGAAGUUCGAGGACCCCGCCGAGGGCGAGGAGGUCAUCAAGGGCAAGCUUGAGGCGCUCCAUGAGGAGAUUGUGGAGAAGUUCCAUUCGCUUGAGGAUGAGUACCGAUGAGGGAAUGGACAAGAGGUUGGGAGCCAGGCUGGGGCCAAGACCAAUACCUACCAAGGCCCAGAGUGGAUGUACUAAGAGCAUCAGUGGCUGGUGCUUUGCCAAGAUAAUGGCACACCACCAUCAGCCAAUGCUGCACUCCCCCGCUGUUACUGUCUAGGUCUCCGCUGUUGCAUCAGUGUCCGGCAUACAAGUUUUACGUGGCUGACUGAUUGGGAGCACCAUGACUGCCCAUCUUGGUGGUUGCUUGUGUGCUGCACACAGGCACACGGCUGCCCUGUGACAUGCAGGGGCUGGAUGCAAAGUCACUGCUGCUUGAAUGUUCUUUGAGCGGUCUAGACCUGAUCUGUACUCGGCCUGUGUUGUCAGGGAUGUGCCUGUUGCCGUUACUUUGACUAAAAAAGGUCUUCUCUUCGCCAUCAGAACAAAAUCAAGUUACAGUGCAAAGGUCUUUUGCAGACUGCAUCCAGGGAAUCUGUUGAGGAUGGUCCCAUAACUUCAUCAGGGGCCCAUGUAUACUCGAUCGUAUCU